GUUCAUUCAACAUUCGAACCGUUCGUGUGUGUCGUGACGUGCGUAGGGUGGUGGGAUUCAGAGAUCGCUUGAAAGGUCAAACCGUUUCCAGGCUGAAUCGGCAACCAACUGUAGCAUUGUUCUCUCCUCUAUCCCAACUCUAGUAGCCGACAAUUAACUGCCGGUGUCACACCGUUGAGCAGGCCACGGUAGAACAUGAGGAAUUCCACUUUGUUGAAAUGGAAACAAAAUGCUGCAAACAACAAAAAUCAGCCCAGCAAGAAUGGUGGGGGUACCAACAGAAAUUGGAUUCACUCCCCAGACGCGCUUCAAAAGGGUCACAUUGCCUACCUAGUUAAGUAUCUCGGAAGUACAGAGGUAGAUCAACCGAAGGGCAUCGAUGUAGUUAAGGAAGCUACGUGCAAAUUGAAAUUCAAUCAACAACUGAGGAAAAGUGAGGGAACGAAAACGCCAAAAGUGGAAUUGACGAUCAGCAUAGACGGAGUCGCCAUUCAGGAACCCAAAACCAAGACAACGCCAAAGCGAAUUAUGCAUCAAUACCCGUUGCAUCGAAUAUCCUAUUGCGCGGACGAUAAAGGAGAGAAGAAAUUCUUCAGCUUCAUAGCAAAGGAAGAAGACGCGGAAGGGCACACCUGCUUUGUUUUCGUCAGUGAUAAAUUGUCAGAGGAGAUAACUCUCACGAUCGGUCAAGCCUUCGAUCUUGCCUACAGAAGGUUUUUAGAAACUUCUGGCAGAGAUCUGGGAAGUCAGAGGCGGAACAUGGUACUCCAGCAUAAAAUCAAACUAUUAGAACAUGAAAAUAACAUCUAUAGGCAGCGGUUACAAGACAUCGCCACGAUAAAAGGAGCGGCUGACGUGUCGUCUUAUCUAUCCCAACACAAUCUCCCAGACAUUUUGCAUGUGCCAAGCGCACCUGUAGUCCCCGACAGUUGUUCGUCAUCGUUUACCGAUACGAGCAAACCUCGACUGAAUGGGAGUUUUAGUAAAUCGUCUUCAAGUGCGAGCAGCGACAGCAAUGGAAAUACAUCGAACGGAGUACAACAGCCUCCACCGGUGCCUCCGAGAAGUUUUGAAAAAAAUUUCGACGAUGAUUUCAUAAGCGGUGAGCUGCCGGCGCCAACGGUCGGCACCAAACUCGAAGGUCUUCUCAUGGACGAAUUUGAGGAAGAUUUUAACCCAAGAGCGCACGAAGGCUUGACCAAUGGAACCGCUAACAAUCAUCGAUCCAACAAUAAUCCUCUUUCAGACGGGCCGCAGAUAUCUCCGGCUCAACUGUUUUUCCCACAAGCGAACGGAGUCGCGGGUUCUCCACCAUUGCUUGCCCCGCCACCAAAGGCUAAGGAUUCUAGGAGGCAGAACGGAGUAAAAGAGGAUUUAUUCGGCAGUGUCCCGUUUAAUCCAACACCGUCAAUCGGCACUAAAAUUGACACGCGAGACCCCUUUGAGAUGGGAGAAUUCGGAGCAACCACCGCGACAUUUGAUCCGAGUCAGCAAGAACUCGAGAAUGCCAUUGGAUUGUUGGAUAAAAGGCUUUUGGAAAUGAAGGACGGAUUUAGCAGAGGUCUUUCAAUCGGAACCGAUGAUUUUUCACUCGAAAGUCUCGAUCCGUUGCGAAAUUGAGAGCUACCACUUGUCGACCGGUGUGUGAAAGAGAAUAUUGAAUGUUUUUAUGGUAGUUCAAGUGUUUGCAGGAGAGCAGAGUUAUCGUGGUAAUCAUUAUACGAUGAUAAUUAACAACUUAUACAGUUGUGAGAUUUUUUUGAGUCGAACAAGGAUAUAUUGAGAAAGAGACGUCGGAAAAAUGAGAGAAAAAAAAACACGUAAGAAACCAAAAUUAGUCAAUUAUUAUACACAAUAUAUAUUUAUGAUGAUAUUUGAUAUUUAUGAUAAUGAUAACACACCUACAUGUUUUUUUAUACCGUCAUCCCUUUGUUUCUCUCGUCAAUUCAUAGCAUAUCAAACGGCAAUAUCAACGUAAUAGCAUCAUUGUAAUGUAGUAUAUCAAUCCGAUUAUGUAAUCUAUUGUCCAGCAAAAUGAGACAAUCGAAGCGAUUAUGUACCUUUCAGAUUUUAUGCAAUGAGCUUUCAAGUGUUGUUGAUAAUAUGAGUCAAUUAUAGGCACAUCGAGAGGAAAAAAACAAUGCAUGUCUUACAGCGGUUAAAAACUGACGAUUGCAAGGGGGGGGGGGGGGGGGGGGGGGGAACUUCAUAAAUGAUUUAGUUUUUCUCGCAAAAUUAGAUGAAUCUUUCGUCAACUCUGAUCCCAGUCAUUUUUUUGAUGCCGUAAUAGAAGAGCGAAGAAAAUAAGAUUGAAAUACGAUUUCUACCGUUGUGAAUAAUCGUGAAUGCUUGUUGAUCGGGAGGGGAGAAAAUUGAAUACCUAGUGCACUGAAAUUUUAGAAAUAGCAAAGUUAUAUAUUUACACAGAAUUGAUGUCAUUCAUUAAAAUGAGCUUUUGAAAUAGGAAAGAUCGUAGCUUUUUUAAUACAUCUACAAUCUCGACAUGAUCGACGACAAAAUCGUCCUGUUACAUUGCCGGCAACCGUGAGGUCUUUUUUAGUAAUAAAUAAAAGGGCUAUAAUUUCAUAACUUAAUCUCUAGCUUUUCCAACGCAAUUACUUUUUUCUGCUGAACCUAUAAUAUACAUGUGCGUUAAUCACUGAUAUUAAUUACGAUGCGAUAGAUAGUUGAACUGUAUAUAUUAAUCAAUAAGAUAUUGUUGCUCUAUUGUUUGAGUAUCUUUGAAAAAUAUAUUACAUGAUUAUA
Messenger RNA from Athalia rosae (coleseed sawfly), 2766 nucleotides. RefSeq names its product PTB domain-containing engulfment adapter protein 1-like. NCBI's taxonomy places the organism in Eukaryota, Metazoa, Arthropoda, Insecta, Hymenoptera, Athaliidae. The transcript has 9 exons. The coding region runs from base 196 to 1620 and encodes 474 amino acids. The record is from RefSeq and is a predicted model, not a curated record.